Argiope bruennichi is the source of this 2122-nucleotide messenger RNA. RefSeq names its product peroxidase-like. The coding region runs from base 80 to 2050 and encodes 656 amino acids. The transcript has 13 exons. Gene Ontology annotation, molecular function: peroxidase activity; heme binding. NCBI's taxonomy places the organism in Eukaryota, Metazoa, Arthropoda, Arachnida, Araneae, Araneidae. Gene Ontology annotation, biological process: response to oxidative stress. The record is from RefSeq and is a predicted model, not a curated record.
UGUACACACAUUCUGGAUUUAAGUCCAGAACGUGGAUUGGAAUAACAUAUUACGGGUAACACAUGCCAAAAUCCGCUCGAUGUCUUCUUCUUACUUAACAUACUUGGUAUUUAUUCCCAUUCUGGGGUUAGUGGUGCCUUCUGAGUCUUUCCAAGCUUUACUUCAAAAUCCUGGUCAAGGAGUGAAUUUUUAUGGAAAAGCACAAAGUAAUCCGCCCCCUAGUGAAUCGAAAGCCAAAAAAGCUUAUAACGAUUUAAUGCAACCAGACUGUAAAUUACCAUCUGAAAAUUCGAGCUGCAAGUCAGACAUAUUUUAUCAUUAUCCGGGAAUCAUAUGCCAGAUUAAGGAUCCCCUUCCAUGUGAUUAUUCAUACCCGUACCGGACUUACGAUGGUUCUUGCAACAAUCCGCACGCUUCAAGGUUUGGUAUGUCGAAUCAAUGCUACGAACGAUUCUUACCUCCUUUUUACGAUGGUUACGGUGGCUUCCGAAAGUCCGUUACCGGUGGGCCUUUGCCAGAACCCAGAGAGAUUACUUUGAAAAUUUUUAAAGACCGUCAUAGGCCUACUGUCAAUGUGACCUUCCAGUUCCUUGAAUUUGCAGAAUUUACAAUAUUAGAUGUUCUUCAAUCUCCUCAACCUCCAAUUAGCUGUUGCUCUGAAGAGAAUGCCGAUAAUCCUUUAUGCAUCCCCAUAAAACUAAAACCGGAUGAUCCGUUUUACUCCAAAUUCAACAAGACUUGCAUAAACCUUCAGAGAACCUUAGAAUGUUCCUGCAAAUCAUCAAGGAGAGCACAACCGAACGAGGCCAGUGCUCAUCUGGAUGAGUCUCAAUUAUAUGGCAACAGUAAAGAAGGGGCAAUGAAAGCGAGGGCCCUAGAUGGAACAGGACAACUGAAAUAUGAAGCUACAAGUGUAGGUUGUCUUCUACCUCGUGGGAAAAAUCCAGAUGAUCCUUUCUGUCCAGUAGGGUAUGAUUCAGUUUGCUUCAAGGGAGCUGAUCCACGUAUAAACCAUCAUACUAUUGUGAUGAGCCAUUUUACCAUUUUCCUGCGAGAGCAUAACAGACUCGCCACGGAACUGAAGAAAAUAAAUCCUCACUGGGGAGAAGAAAAGCUAUUUCAAGAAACCAGGAAGAUUCUUAAUGCAGAGCAUCAAUGUAUGUUCUUCAAAGACUUCUUACCAAUUCUUUUGACACCUCGUAUAAUGGAUGCAUUCGAUUUGACGGUGCCAGAAGGUGAAAAUGGUAUUGAAUACAAUUCAAGUGUUAUACCUGGUACAUGGAACGAGUUCGCAAUCAGUUCAUUCAGACUUCACAGUAUGGUUCGUAGAGAAAUCGGUUCAUUGAAUCUUCGGUUCAAACAAACUUUUUUAAAUCCCCUUCUUAUUCGCGAAGGACAUAUGACCGAAAUAAUCAGUGGUAUACGCCAAAUUCCAGCUGAGCAAUAUGACCGUUACAUGAUUCAAGAUUUUACAGAUUUCUUGUACGAGCAGCCCGGAGUGCCAUAUGGAAAGGAUUUAGCAUCAUUUAACAUCAAGAGAGGCAGAGACCAUGGACUAGCUCCUUACGUAGAAGUGGUGAAAUUUUGCUCCGAAGGAACAGUCCUCAUCUCAUCUUUUAAUGAUCUCUACAAACUGGGAUUGAUGUCGAAGUCUAACGCUAAUCUUUUGAAGCGAGUUUAUGCAGCAGUGGAGGACAUAGACAUGUGGGUGGGCAUGAAUUUGGAAGAGCAUAUGCCCGGUUCUCCACUGGGUCCCUCCGCUGUCUGUAUUAAUGCCAAACAGUUCUAUUUUAUGCAAAAAGGGGAUCGUUUCUACUUCGACAUCGUAGGCCCGGAGGCGCCGUUUACUUCAGAGCAAAGGAAGGCUAUCAAACAGAGCUCAUGGGCCCGAAUCUUGUGUGACAACACUCAUAUUUCACAAGUCACGAAGAAUCCAUUUCUUCUUCCCAGCGAUGAUAAUACUAACGUACCAUGCAGUGAAAUUCCCAAGAUUGAUCUCACGUUGUGGAAAGACGAAGGAAACGACACUAUUCGUUCACCCCAAUACUAGAUUCAACAUCAUUUUUAACAUUGAAAGAAACUCGUUGUAUUUAAAUAAAGUUAAUGAAAAUGAAAUUUCUAA